UGGAAGAAGGAAAUUACAUCAAUCACUGAAUUCAUUCUUCUGGGAUUCCCUGAACUCCAUGGCAUGAGGAUGCCAUUUGUGGGGAUUGUCCUUCUGAUGUACCUUCUCUCCAUUUCAGGCAACUGCCUCAUCAUUACUGUGGUCUUCAUGGAACCCAAGCUCCACACACCCAUGUAUUUCUUCCUCAGCAAUUUUUCCUUGGCUGAGCUCUGCAGUAGCACAACUGUGAUACCGAAGAUGCUAACCAACAUGGUCUUGGACCAAAACACUAUUUGCUACACAUGCUGCAUGACUCAGACUUUUAUGGUCUUCUCGAUGGGAGCCAUUCAGUUCAUUAACCUCACCGUCAUGUCCUUUGACCGCUACACAGCCAUCUGCCAACCUUUUAAGUACAAUAUCAUGAUGACUAACACACUCUCCUGCCACCUAUCAUUGAUGGCUUGGGCUGUAGGGUUUACAGUUAUAUUUUUUCAUCUCAUAGUUGUGGGACUACUUCCAUUCUGCGGCAAUGUCAUCGAUCACUUCUUUUGUGAUAUUGGACCUGUUUUGAAAUUGGCUUGUGCUGAUACAACUGUGUGGGAGCUUGUGAGUUUGUUUUAUAGUGUCAUUGUUAUGUGUGGUUCAUUUCUCUUCUCAGUGGGCUCUUAUGCAUGCAUUCUAAAGACCAUUGUUCAGAUCCCAUCUGUCACCGGGCGAUCCAAGGCAUUUUCCACCUGUUCCUCUCAUCUCACUAUUGUGGGCAUCUUCUAUGGGGCAACGUUUUUCAUGUACCUGAGGCCUUCGACCCAAGGUGACACCCGUAUCAACAAAGUCAUAUUCAUGGUGAUCUGCGCUGUUUUGCCAACCCUAAGCCCUUUCAUCUUCACAAUUCGAAACAAUGACUUCAAAACCGCUGCAAAAAAAAACAAUGGGCAGAAUUUGCCACCUGCCUUCCUCUGUGGUCAUGAGAUUGAUCAAGCAGUGUUCCUGGCAAAGCACAUUCAGCAAAUUCUUUAA
Molecule: messenger RNA, 996 nt
Organism: Lacerta agilis (Sand lizard)
Lineage: Eukaryota; Metazoa; Chordata; Lepidosauria; Squamata; Lacertidae
Product: olfactory receptor 6X1-like
Biological process (GO): G protein-coupled receptor signaling pathway
Cellular component (GO): membrane
Molecular function (GO): olfactory receptor activity; G protein-coupled receptor activity
Source: RefSeq, a predicted model, not a curated record